UUCUGCAGUCCCAUGGCGACGUACCUGGAGUUCAUCCAGCAAAAUGAGGAGCGUGAUGGAGUGCGUUUCAGCUGGAACGUGUGGCCCUCCAGCAGGCUGGAGGCCACAAGGAUGGUUGUCCCCCUGGCCUGUCUUCUGACCCCACUGAAGGAGCGUCUUGACCUGCCACCUGUGCAGUAUGAACCGGUGCUUUGUAGCAGACCAACGUGCAAAGCAGUGCUCAACCCACUCUGCCAAGUUGACUAUCGGGCCAAGCUCUGGGCUUGUAACUUCUGUUUUCAGAGAAAUCAGUUCCCUCCAGCAUAUGCAGGCAUAUCUGAAGUCAAUCAACCAGCAGAGCUUAUGCCUCAGUUUUCAACAAUUGAAUAUAUAGUGCAGCGAGGUCCACAGACGCCAUUGAUCUUCCUGUAUGUUGUUGACACGUGCUUAGAAGAGGAGGACUUGCAGGCGCUGAAGGAAUCCCUCCAGAUGUCCCUGAGUCUGCUGCCUGCCGAUGCUCUGGUGGGGCUUAUCACUUUCGGCAGAAUGGUCCAGGUUCAUGAACUGAGCUGUGAAGGGAUUUCCAAGAGCUACGUGUUCAGAGGCACAAAGGACCUGACAGCUAAGCAAAUACAGGAUAUGCUUGGGCUUUCAAGGCCAGCUGUCCCCAUUCAACAGGGAAGACCCCUUCAGACUCCAGAGCAACCUGUUAUUUCAAGCAGGUUUCUGCAGCCAGUACAUAAGAUUGACAUGAAUUUAACAGAUCUUCUUGGAGAACUACAAAGGGACCCAUGGCCAGUGACCCAGGGAAAUAGGCCUUUACGUUCCACUGGAGUAGCUCUUUCGAUCGCUGUUGGCUUACUGGAGGGCACAUUUCCAAACACAGGGGCCAGAAUAAUGCUGUUUACAGGUGGGCCACCAACACAAGGACCGGGCAUGGUGGUAGGAGAUGAACUGAAAACACCCAUCCGUUCUUGGCACGACAUAGAGAAGGACAACGCAAGGUUCAUGAAGAAGGCCACCAAACACUACGAGACUCUGGCUAAUCGCACUGCAGCCAAUGGGCAUUGCGUCGACAUCUAUGCCUGCGCCCUGGAUCAGACUGGACUGCUAGAGAUGAAGUGUUGUGCAAACCUCACCGGAGGACACAUGGUGAUGGGAGACUCCUUCAACACUUCUCUCUUCAAGCAGACCUUCCAGCGGGUAUUUAACAAAGGGUUCAAUGGGGAAUUUCGGAUGGCUUUUGGUGCAAGUUUGGAUGUGAAGACCUCUAGGGAGCUGAAAAUUGCAGGGGCUAUUGGACCAUGCAUAUCCCUGAAUGCUAAAGGGCCGUGUGUCUCUGAAAAUGAGCUUGGAAUUGGAGGAACAUCUCAAUGGAAAAUUUGUAGUCUGGAUCCCAGCACAACUCUGGCCAUUUACUUUGAAGUGGUAAAUCAGCACAAUGCACCAAUACCGCAGGGAGGCAGAGGGGCAGUGCAGUUUGUCACUCAGUAUCAACACUCCAGUACGCAGAAACGCAUUCGUGUCACCACCAUAGCCAGAAAUUGGGCAGAUGCACAGAGUCAACUCCAGCAUAUAGAAGCUGCAUUUGACCAAGAAGCAGCUGCUGUGCUGAUGGCACGGCUGGGAGUAUACAGAGCUGAAUCUGAGGAGGGACCUGAUGUUCUGCGAUGGCUGGACAGACAGCUGAUCAGGCUG
Balearica regulorum gibbericeps (East African grey crowned-crane) is the source of this 1677-nucleotide messenger RNA. NCBI's taxonomy places the organism in Eukaryota, Metazoa, Chordata, Aves, Gruiformes, Gruidae. The record is from RefSeq and is a predicted model, not a curated record.